Drosophila gunungcola (fruit fly) is the source of this 809-nucleotide messenger RNA. RefSeq lists its product as uncharacterized. The record is from RefSeq and is a predicted model, not a curated record. Lineage: Eukaryota; Metazoa; Arthropoda; Insecta; Diptera; Drosophilidae.
GGUUGAAAGCCAAAGCAGUGGCUAAGUACGUCUGUAAAUGAAUAUUUCUCUUGGCCCAGUCACUCUUUGACUUCGUCUUUUCCCACGCUAAACAACGAAACCAAAUGUGAGAAAAUUUGCAUGGGUCAGGUAAAUUUUGAACGUACGUGCUUCAGUACUCAGUAUUAAAGUAUUCGUUAAGAACGUCUAACAUGGGACUAGCGGCUUGUAUAUGCACCAAAGUUAUCCAGCUUAUUGCUACAGUGGCAGCGUUGAUUGUUAAAAGAUUGUCAGACAAACAUUCGGAGAGGGUGUUUGUCGUAAACAAAAAACAAUCCCGGGAAUGGACACUCUUGAACAAUAUUUCUUGGUCAAAAGAGGGCGACGAUUUCAGCACUCUUACUUUUCUGGGAUACACCUUUAUUUCAGGUUUACUUCUCACAAGAAUUAUUGAUACAACCUCGAACUAUGGUACAGCCGAAAUAAUUCUUUUGACCUGUGGAGUUAUAUUUUUCACCAUAGAGGGUCUACUGAUAUUUUUUACAGUGGAACAGUUACCCGAGGAUCUUCUAAUUUAUGCCUAUUCCCUGGGAACACUUUCUUUCAUCUGCGCAGCUUUGUUUGCUCUGGACUUAAUGCUGUUCAAAAACCUGUUAAAAGUUAAGAAUUCAACAGUCCAAACAGAUCAAUUGAAAGACUCCUCAACAGUUGCCCUAAAAGUUUACAAUUUGUCGCAAGAACCCAAGACAAACUGCUGCAACAAUCGUCCCCAAACACAGAUCAUAAAUGAAACUAAUAGGAAAUAUUUACGAACAGAUUUAUAGAUUCAC